Messenger RNA from Capsella rubella, 3492 nucleotides. Its product is annotated as ubiquitin carboxyl-terminal hydrolase 9. Gene Ontology annotation, biological process: protein deubiquitination. Lineage: Eukaryota; Viridiplantae; Streptophyta; Magnoliopsida; Brassicales; Brassicaceae. Gene Ontology annotation, molecular function: cysteine-type deubiquitinase activity. The record is from RefSeq and is a predicted model, not a curated record. The transcript is spliced from 13 exons. Bases 241 to 2973 code for a protein of 910 amino acids.
CUCUCUCUCUCUCUGGUUCUUCUCCUCCAAUCUAGGGUUCCUUCGAAUUCUUCUUCUCCGAUUCUUUGGUCUUGCCGUUGUUGUUUCCUUUCUCAGAUCCUCACAUUACAUUUUUCUUUCUCUCUGUUUCGUUCGAUUUCGUCCGUUGAGUCUUGCGAUUUCGUUUGAAAAAAAUUGGUGGAUCUUGGAUCGUAGUUUUGUUUACCAUUUGAUUGAUCGGUUCAUCAUCUUGUUGAGAAGAUGACGAUUCCUAAUUCCGAUUUCAUGGUUGAGAACGGAGUCUGUGAUUUGCCGCUAUCUCCUGAGGAAGAGAAACGUAUCGUCUCGGAGCUGACUACCGAAUCGGAGAAUAAUUUGAAGGAAGGGAACGUUUACUUUGUCAUCUCUAAAAGGUGGUAUACAAGCUGGCAGAAAUAUGUUGAGCAGUCAACAGAUGAAUGUAUAAGUGGAGAGUCCUCUGAAGCUUCGAGGCCUGGACCGAUUGAUAACAAAGAUAUUAUUGAAAGUGAAAGCGACAUUAACGAUCCACAACUUCGUAGAUUGCUGGUGGAAGGGGAGGACUACGUGUUAGUUCCUCAAGAUGUUUGGAAAAGACUUGUUGAAUGGUAUAGCGGAGGUCCUCCGAUAGAAAGGAAGAUGAUCUGUCAAGGGUUUUACAGUAGGAGUUAUAAUGUAGAGGUUUACCCACUCUGCCUUAUGUUAACAGACGGACGCGAUGAAAGUAAAACUGUAAUACGGCUGGGAAAACAGGCCUCUGUAAGGGAACUUUAUGAGAAGGUUUGUGCUAUGACAGGUGUUGCGCAAGAAAAGGCACACAUCUGGGAUUACUUCGAUAAGAGGAAAAUCGGAAUCUUGUAUCCUUCGUCUAACAAGAGCCUGGAAGAGUCAAGGCUUCAGAUGGACCAAGAUAUUCUUCUUGAAGUUGAUGGGUCGUCUUCAUCUCAACAUGCUAUGAGCUCGACAGGAGAUGAGUUAGCUCUGGUACCUCUGGAACCUUCAAGGUCCCGUGUUACAAUUGCUGGGGGGCCUACCCUACCCAAUGGCAAUUCCACCACGUCCAAGUUUAGUCUCUUUCCGAGAAUAACUUCUGAAGAUGACGGUGGCGAUUCUUUUGGUAUUCUUGGAAAAGGAGAGAAGGGAGGAUUAGCAGGAUUGAGUAAUCUAGGAAAUACCUGCUUUAUGAAUAGCGCUCUUCAGUGUUUGGCCCACACACCUCCAAUUAUGGAAUACUUCUUGCAAGAUUACAGUGAGGACAUAAAUAGAGAUAAUCCUUUGGGAAUGUGUGGUGAGCUUGCUAUCGCAUUUGGUGAUUUGUUGAAGAACUUAUGGUCAUCAGGAAAGAAUGCAGUUGCACCACGCUCUUUUAAGACAAAAUUGGCUAGAUUUGCUCCACAGUUUAGUGGUUACAAUCAGCAUGAUUCUCAAGAACUGCUCGCUUUCUUAUUGGAUGGGCUGCACGAAGAUUUAAAUAAGGUAAAACGAAAACCUUAUAUCGAACUUAAAGAUUCUGACAAUCGUCCGGAUGAUGAAGUGGCUGAAGAGCUUUGGGGUUAUCAUCAGGCCCGAAAUGAUUCUGUAAUAGUUAACGUCUGUCAAGGCCAAUACAAGUCAACUCUGGUUUGUCCAGUUUGCGGAAAAAUAUCAAUCACUUUUGAUCCCUUCAUGUACUUGUCUAUACCUUUGCCAUCAACACUUACACGACCAAUGACAGUUACAGUGUUUUAUUGUGAUGGAAGUCGUCUUCCGAUGCCAUACACUGUGACAGUACCUAAACAUGGAUCUUGUAGAGAUCUCAUUACUGCAUUAGGCACUGCUUGCUGCUUAGCCAAUGAUGAAAGCCUUUUACUUGCAGAGGUAUAUGAUCACAAGAUAUUUAGAUAUUUUGAGAAUCCCUUGGAAUCACUGAGUGUGAUAAAAGAUGAUGAGCACAUUGUGGCUUAUCGGUUGAAUCAGAUGCUGAAAGGAUCAGGGAAAGCAAAACUUGAAAUUCUUCAUGGAGGGCAGGAGAGGGCUGUUGUGGAGAGUGUUAGAGGCAGAGACGUCAAGCUGUUUGGAACUCCUUUUGUGACUUAUGUGAACACAGAACCACUAAGUGGAACUGACAUUGAUGCAGUUAUCUCUAGAUUUCUGUCACCUCUGCACAGGGUCCAUGCCCCAUCUAAUAUUCAUAACGGAAAUGACAACGGCCACCCUACUGAUGCUACUGCUGACGAAACAUCCAAAAUUUUAUCAUCCCCAGAAAUCGAGAUAGACGAUGCAUCUGAUCGAGAAUUAUCCUUCAGGGUAUUCUUGACAGAUGAACGUGGAUCGAACUUUAAACCACUUCAGUCUGAAUCUUCUGUGAGCCCUGGUACCAUUACAAGAGUUUUAGUCGAAUGGAAUGAGGGUGAGCAUGAAAAAUAUGAUUCUACCUAUUUGAGUGAUCUUCCUGAGGUUCACAAAACAAGUUUCUCUGCAAAGAAGACAAGGCAAGAAGCUAUAUCCCUGUUUUCGUGUUUGGAGGCCUUUUUAGCAGAAGAACCUCUGGGACCGGAUGACAUGUGGUUUUGUCCAAGCUGCAAAGAACACAGACAAGCAAACAAAAAACUAGACCUGUGGAAAUUGCCAGAUAUUCUUGUGUUCCAUUUAAAACGGUUCACGUAUAGCAGAUAUCUCAAGAACAAGAUUGAUACCUUUGUGAAUUUCCCAAUUCACGAUUUAGACUUGAGCAAGUACGUGAAAAACAAGAAUGGCCAGUCAUAUCUGUAUGAGCUAUAUGCCAUUAGUAAUCAUUACGGUGGACUUGGUGGUGGUCACUACACAGCCUACGCUAAGUUGAUUGAUGACAACAAAUGGUAUCAUUUCGACGACAGUCGUGUUUCAUCUGCAAAUGAAUCUGAAAUCAAAAGCUCAGCUGCAUAUGUUCUUUUCUACCGAAGAGUAAGAAGUGAAACUGAGACACAAACAGCUGAGAUGUCGAGUGAUAUGGAUUAGUCAUAUGCCUAAGUUCUUAUAAUGGACAAAGCACGACGUCGAUGCAUUUUUCUCAGAGAUGCAUUGGUCUCCUCUCUCUGUCUCUCUCAUGUCAGGUGAUAACACCUCUAUUCUUUCUUGAUUUGAAGUUGGCGGUUCUGCUUCAGGUUUUAUGAUGUUUUUUUUGGCAUAUCUAAGGAAAGGUGGGAUUUAGGUUCGGAAGAUUGUUUGAUUAGUGAGUUUUGUUCGGUGAAAGGUUUAAGUUUUUUUUCGGGUAGUAAAUGAAGCGAUGAACAGCUUUAGAAGUGUAGAGAUUUGUGGAAGUAGCCUUUGUUGUGAAUUGUGAUGUUCAACACCACAUAUAAUUUUUGUCCUUUUGAUGUUGAAUUGAUGAUAUAUAAAUAUAAUAGAAGCUUCCCUUUCAAUACAUGUGUUCUUUUCUUUAAGCUUAAAAAUCUGAUCUAUUUGAGUAUCUUUAAUAUCUUAUCUAGUGAGAGUUGGAAUAAAAGACACAACCCAUGUGUGGUUGAGGAUGACCAU